Messenger RNA from Achroia grisella, 3969 nucleotides. RefSeq names its product sodium/hydrogen exchanger 10-like. NCBI's taxonomy places the organism in Eukaryota, Metazoa, Arthropoda, Insecta, Lepidoptera, Pyralidae. The record is from RefSeq and is a predicted model, not a curated record. Gene Ontology annotation, biological process: proton transmembrane transport. Gene Ontology annotation, molecular function: sodium:proton antiporter activity; monoatomic ion channel activity. Gene Ontology annotation, cellular component: membrane.
AUGUUAAAUCUUUCCUCAAAACCUGUUAAAUUCGCGUGGUUUAAAAGUACUUGUAGAAAGAGUCACAAAUAUUUACUUUGUUUUAUAAUAUUAAUUAAUAGACUAUAUUACCUUACUGACAUAAGUAUUCCACAUGGUCAUGCUUAUACAAAAAUGUCGGCAACAUUAAAAUUAUUCCUCAUAUUACUUACAACUGUAAAGUGUCAAAAUAGUACUAAUCAGACUGGAAGGCAGGAUAUAACCUUCGACGAUCCGAGUCGCCCAUACUUAUCAUACCCAACGUCAUUAGGUUUCCUAUUUAUAUUUACGACUUUACUCAUUGGUGCAGUGGUUAGAGCUCUCAUGCUGUGGACAAGUUUGUGUAUUCCAUACAGAGUGGUGAUGUUCGCGUUAGGUGGUUUAGCCGGAUUCUGCGCAAACAGAAGUCCAACGUUCAAACCCUUCGUAAACAUAUGUUAUCUGGAUAUCGAUGUGUUACUCAUUGCUUUCCUGCCUAUAGUAGUAUUCAGCACGUCAUACAGCGUCGACUCCCAUUCCUUUUGGAGAAGUUUUCCUCAGAUCCUACUAGUGGCAGUUCCUGGAGCAUUAUUGACAGCUGUCAUGGCGGGUUUUAUGGCAUAUUACUUGAUGGAAUCAUCAUGGAACUUCGCAACUGCAGUUUUAUUUGGUGUCGUGUGUUCUCCUAUAUACCCAGUUGAAGUAGUGAAACAGUUGAAGGAAAUGUCUAAAGGGAAGUAUAUAAGUGUGUUGCUAUUGGGAGAAGGUUUAAUAGGAGAUGCAACAGUGAUGAUAGAGUUUACAGCAAUAUUUGGGUAUUUGGCUAUGGCUGUAACGGAUGCAUCUCAGUUAGCAUUGCUUCUGCUCAGAUUUGCAGGUGGGGGGAUAUUGUUAGGAAUCACAAUGGGGAAAAUCGCUGGGGCGUUACUUUCUGUGACCUAUUAUGAUAUGUUAUGUGUGAUAACUAUCACUUUGGCGACUGCGUACCUCACUUAUUAUGUAGGGGAGAAAUUCUUGUAUGUUUCUGGGUUGUUAGCAACUGUGAUAACGGGAGUUCUUGUGAGUAAUAAGAAGUCGACGGUCGCAGGCGAUGUUGAACAGAUAGUGUCCCAUUUUUGGACAGUGCUGGCGCAUGAGGCCAACACUUUGGUCUUCACUAUGGUUGGAGUGGUGAUAUUUGAGAAAGUCAGUUAUGUGAUCACUGUUAAACAAGUUUCGCUGGUGUUUGUUACGUAUAUGACUAUUUACUGUUCCAGGUUACUGGUAUAUUCUGCCAUGAUGCCAUUACUACGACGUGUUGGUUACGGAAUGACGUGGCAACACUGCAUGGCUUGCGUGUGGGGCGGACUCAGGGGCCCUCUGUCUUUGUGCUUGGCUUUAAUCGUGCUGCAAACACCGUCCAUACCUGAUGUUGGGGAAAUAUUCAUAAUCCAAACAGCCGGUAUAGUACUCUUAUCUCUUUUAAUUAAUGCUACAACCAUGCAUAAAGUUCUAAAGAUGCUGGGCUUGGCCGAGAUCUCUCUAGCCAAGAAAGCAAAUAUGACUAACUGUGUAAAGCGCAUCAUGAUGACCAGAGACAGAUGUAUAUCUAUGCUGAAGAUGGACAAGUUCUUGGCUGAUGCUAACUGGGAUCUUGUACAAGAAGGUACCACAGUUAAGCACCCAUACCAGCUCCAGAUAUCUGGCCGAGAUGAGGACAGCGAGGACGACACGUAUAUGGGCUACAGAUAUACCACGUGCCCUGACUGCGAGAGGGAGAUACCAAAUGAGCCUACGAAGAAGGAAUUUGCUGAGAUGAUGAAGGAAGCCAACCAACGUGUACUGAAAGCAAUGAAGAUAUCGUACUGGAGGCAGUACGAGCACGGAAAGAUCAGCAAAGACGGAGUCAGGACAUUAGUGCAGGCGGUGGAAGUGGCCGCUGAUUCAAAUGACGGCCGGAUCAAUUUGGACCAGCUUGGCACUUUGUGGAAACCAAAAGCCCAUGCGGUGUGGAUUCGACGUAAGUUGAUAAACAUGAUGAUCCCUGAGGCUGCCAAUGCUCAAGUACCGCACCACGCGUGGCGACAGCGGUGCUAUCGGGUGGUCACCAACGUGUCGUUUGAUGUAUUCAUCUAUGCCAUGAUACUCUGCAAUACGCCGGUUAUACUAUGCGAAGUGGCGUUAAACGUAUCCAUCUCACUUGGUGUAAUUUACACUAUAAAGUCACUCAAUUUGUUCUUUUACAUAAUUUACAUACUAGAGAUGGUUCUGAAGAUGCUGUCUUUUGGUAUCUUCGGCUAUUUCAAAUCACACUGGAACAAACUUGACUUUUUUAUCAUCGUAAUGGCUACUGCUGAUCUGGUGUUGGACGUCAUAGAUGCGUUGACCCCUUGGGACAAGUGGACGAACCUCAACUCCAGCGUGCUCACCGCCACCAAACUAUUGAGGAUGCUGCGUUUCCUCAGGCUGUGUAAAUUAGCCAGAGUGUCUGUACCUAAAAUUAUGGCGUACAUUGAUCGCAUGAUUGACAUUCAAUUGGCUUACGGCUACGACGUCGGAAAGGGUUUCGUGACCGGUGAACAAGAAGUAUGUAAUUUAUUGCCUCAAUUAGUUGAUAACAAACAAAUACAGGAAACGUUGAAUGCUAAACUGGAAGCGGAUAGACUGGCUGUCACAAGACAGUUGGGUCUCCUGCAGCGUGAUCGACCGUGGACGGCAAUCACUGUGAAGACAAGACAAGCCACCACAUCAACCUUGAAUAUCAUGAUAUUGGAUACGAUGCAGCUUAAGGAAGAGGGAUUUUUGGAUGAAAUGGAGUAUCGACUAUUGGUGAACGCCAUACAAGAGAAGGUGCAAAUGUGUCGCCAUAAAGGUAGCCUGGUGGCGCCUUCAUCGCCCGAGACACAGCUACGCGCUGUAUCAUGGCUGCAAGGUAACGAAAGGGUAGCCGAUUACUUCCUGGAAAACUCCAGCAUCCUCAAUUAUAAUUACAACGACAUCCUAAUCUCUAGAGGGGAUGAACCCAAGGGCCUGUACAUCCUAGUGUCUGGUCUACUGGAGGCAACAUACAUGCCCCCAGAUGGAGAUAUCGACGAGGCCAUACCUAACUACGAGUUCCUAACAGAUUUGAAGUUCACUGAACCGAGCCAGGACUACAUCGUGUCAGGGAAUGCUGUUGGUGUUCUUGGGGUUUUAACAAAUCGCCCCUACAGCUACACGGUUCGCUGCGAAUCUGCGGUUCAGGCAUAUUACAUCCCCAUGGCGGUCACAAGAGAGGCAUUCAGCCUCGCCCCUCAUCCCAUUAUGGGCCUAGAAGCAGCAAUGUGGCGAGAGAUUGGUAUAAAGUUAUCCAUGAUGUUGCUGCCGACUGUACCCGCGUACCAUGGCUGGUCAGCUGAGAGACUCAGCAUGAGGCUGGAGCACUCAUUCGUGCCUUGUCUGAAGGCGUUCAAGGUGUUCGUUGUGAAUGAGCUGAUGGAAGAUAUAGUAUUAUUGGACGGUGUUUGUCAAGACAUGGCGACUAGAGAGGUGUUUCAACCACCGUGCUAUAUACCCAGAACAGCUCAUCGGUUGAUCUUCCCCAAGUCCUCCCAACUGGUAGUAUCGAAUACUUGUCCGGAGACGAAAUUGUUGAUCAUACCGGCGAAGGAUACGGACGAAUUGGAUAUUAUGGAGGAUGAACUGGAUGAUGUGCAAUGCGAAUUGAUAUCAAAUGUGUCAUCCCGUUGCUUAUACCAUAAAGUCAUGCGGAAGUUAUCAAGCGACUCGCGUGGACCAAAUCGGCGCACGCGCAGCAAACGGCGCCGUGGUCUCAAACGGGUGAAUUACAGGGAGUCAGUGUGGGGCAAACAAAUAUCAACACCAAACGUAGCGCCUGCGCAGAGCGAGAAGGAGCUUAAUUCAAAAUUUUACAAGCCCAGUCUCAACGAACUGAUGUUGACGAAGAUCAAGAAGACAUCUUUAGAAAAGAGACAAAACACGCGCAAGGAGUAA